CGCAACCUUUUUUCCCCAUCCUAUUCAUCUAACAAUCACCUAUUGAAGCUACCUUAACUACUUAGCGAGUUUAAUUCCUACUUUAUUACGCAAAUUUUCGCUAUCGCGUCACCCUGUCGGUUUAGUGUCUUAAUUUACCCAACUUAACCUUAAAAACGUGAAGCAAAAAUGCCACGCGAAGGAACGCGAUCUGCCACCGGCAACUCUAAGCCGCGUGUUUUCCAGACAGUUGACACCGCGCCUGCCAUCAAGCGCAGCACUAAGCCCAAGGUGAAGAAGUCGCCCACCACCACUACCACCACCACCACCAAGCCUGUUGUAAAGGCAAAGGCUGCGAAGCCUACUGGUGUAACCAAAAAGAAGACGGCUGCGCCUAAGAAGGAAGGCGUCGCGACGAAGGUCAAGGCUGCUGUCAAGAAGGCAGAGGAGAAAGUAGAGAAGACGGAAGAGAAAGCAGAGAAGCCUGAAAAGGCCGAAAAGGUUGAAAAGACCAAAAAGCCCGCCCCCAAGGCCAAAACUGCUACCACCACCAAAUAGACAUGAUAUCGUCUGCCAUUAAGUCAGGUCCUAACCGUCGAAUGAUUUAGGCCCUAUCAUUGAUAGCAUAACUGUCUACCAAACCUUGCCAUUUACAUAUACUGUAGUCUUUUAACGGAAGACUCUAGACCGAUCUCCCCCCUACGGCACCGAAAUCAAAGAUGACAUCCAUGUCAUCUCAAUCUACCUUGCGCUGGUAUGAU
Annulohypoxylon maeteangense is the source of this 740-nucleotide messenger RNA. RefSeq lists its product as uncharacterized. The record is from RefSeq and is a predicted model, not a curated record. The coding region runs from base 169 to 537 and encodes 122 amino acids. Lineage: Eukaryota; Fungi; Ascomycota; Sordariomycetes; Xylariales; Hypoxylaceae. The transcript is spliced from 4 exons.